This is a messenger RNA of Aphidius gifuensis, 7665 nucleotides long. Its product is annotated as serine/threonine-protein kinase ATR. NCBI's taxonomy places the organism in Eukaryota, Metazoa, Arthropoda, Insecta, Hymenoptera, Braconidae. The record is from RefSeq and is a predicted model, not a curated record. Gene Ontology annotation, molecular function: protein serine/threonine kinase activity; protein binding. The transcript is spliced from 3 exons. Gene Ontology annotation, cellular component: nucleus. Gene Ontology annotation, biological process: telomere maintenance; protein phosphorylation; DNA damage checkpoint signaling. Bases 170 to 7570 code for a protein of 2466 amino acids.
CAUUGCCGAACCGGCCUUUCAUACAAACUCAUUUUAAGUGGUUAUAUAUGAUUUGUUGUUAUUUGUAUAAAAAAUAGUACAAAUUGUAUUAAUGUUUCUGUUGAUAUAAUUAUAAAUUAAUAUGUAAUAUUAAACAUAGAAACUUUUAUUAGAAAAAAAUCGAAAAAUCAUGGAGGUUGAUCAAGAAGAAUCAGACUCAUCUCCAGUUGAACAAAUAAUCUUAGAAGCAUCAGAAUUGUGGAAAUGUAUUAAAAAAUUAGGAACAUUAGUUUCCAAUGAAUCAAAUUCACAAUAUAUUAAUCCAUUUUUAACAUCAAUUUCAAAUUCAAGCCAUCUUCAUAAAUUUCUUAUUCCACCAGUUGGAGUACGUGGUACAACAAAUCCUUGGUGUAUACAAUAUUUAUCAUUUACAAAAUGGUUAUUUGGUGUUUGUUUUAAGAUAUUAUGUGAUCAAAUUGCUGAUGAUAUUUCUGAAAGUAAUCUACAAAUUCAAUCACUUAUUCUUCGUAUGCUUGUUGUUCGUCAUCGUGUUAAUUUUGAAGCAAUUACUGAUGAAUAUAUGAUUAUUCUUGAUGACAUAUUGGAUUUUGAUGAUAAUAAAGAGAAUAAAAAUUAUAUAUUGAUUGAAAGAUUCGUUGUUAAUCAGAAUGCAAUUGAUGACAUGAAUCUUGAAUCAUAUACAAUAAAAAUUAAAUCAAAUUUUAUAACAAAUAUACAAUUAUCAAUAAUGAAAAUAAUCAUAAACUCUGGUGUUAUAGUUUGGAAUACAGAUAAAUUAUGGCCAAGAUUAUUAAGAAUAAUAAAUAAUUCUGAGCCUGAAGCAAAACUCAUGGCUUUAAAAAUUUCAUUGAAAAUAUUAGAAUUUAAUUUAGUUGAUGAUAAAAUUGUUGAAAUUUUAAUUGACAAUACAAAUGCAAUUAUUAGUAAUUUGGAUAAUACUUGGAAUGAAAUAGAUACAAUUAAUUUUUGGAAUAUAUUAAUUGAUAUUUUUCAUCAUUUUAUUGAAUCACCAAAAGCUAUAAAUUUAGGUUACUCAAUUCUUGAUACAAUGUUAAUGAGAAAAGAAAAUAUAAAAAUUCUUGAAAAUAAAAUAUGUGAAAAAAUUCAAACUGCACUAAUUAAAAAUCCACGAACAUAUUCAUCCGAUGAUGCUAAAAAUUUUAUCAAAUAUUUUGAUGAAUUUCCAAAUUUUUAUAAAAUUUUUAUUCAUUAUAUUAUUUUAGAAAUACAAACUGCUCAUCUUGUUGUAAUUGAUUUAACUGAAACUAGUCAAUUAUGGAAAUUAUUUUUAAAUUUAUUAUCAAAUAAAAUAAAAAAUAAUGAUUCAUCAUCACUUGUUAAUUUGUUAAAAGCACCACGAGUAUUAUCAAAUUGGAUGAUUGAUAAUAAAAUUCAAGGUAAAUUAUUUAAUGAUCCAAAUAAUAUCCUUGAAUAUUUAUUGAAUAUAUUAAAAACAACAAGUAAUAAUAAUGAAACAUCAUUAAUAUAUUCAUGCCUAAAUGAAAUAAUAUUUAUUCAAGAUUUUGAUAAAACUCCAAUUCAAAAUUUUUUAAUACUACCAUGGUUAACAAAAGAAACAUCAUCACAUUUACAGAUAUCAGAAAAAUUACUUGAAAUGGCUAAAUCAUUGAGCAUUGAUAUUCAAAUUGAAUGUUUAAAAAAUAUGUGUAAAUUUGGUCAGGGUAAAAAACGUAUUAGUUAUUUAAGUAUUUGUGUUAUGAAAAAGGAUAUUAAACUUGGAAUUGCAGCAAUAUUAAAUUCAAUAUUUCUUCUUCAAGAUAGUAGCAUAUCAUUUUUAGAUUUAAGUACACAUAUAUUAAAACCUGCAUUGACUAGUAAACGUAAACCACUUUGUGAAGCUGUUGCUAAAAUAAUUGGACCAAUUGUAUGUUUUUUAUCUGGUCAAGCAAAUUUUAAAAAACAAAUAUGGGAUUUAUCAUCAUUGUCAUCAUCAAAUUGGACAAUUAAUUGUAAUGUAUGUGAUAAAAAAAUUUUACCUGGUUUAUCAUCUGAAUUUAAAAUUGAUGAGAAAUUAUUUAUGACUUAUAUUAAUUUAAUUUCAUCACAAUUUAUUGAAAUACGUAAUAACAUGAGUGAAAACCUUGUUAGAUUAUCAAAUCAUUUGGAAAUUUUUAGUAAAAAUAAUAUAUCAAAACUUUGGUUACCUUAUCUUAGUGAUUCAAAUGUUAAAAUUCGUCAAAAUUUAUCAAAUUCAAUUGUAACACUUAUGGAAAAUAAAAUAAUUUUAUGUACAAGAGGACAAGAUAGAAAUAUUGUAUUUCAAAAUGGUUUACCAACUGAACUUGAUGAUUUCGUUGAAAAUAUUAUUGAUGAAUUUAGUGAAAUUUUACAUGAUUCACUGACAAAUAAUAAAGAAUCAAAUCAUUUAACACUAAUAAAUACUGCUAAAAAUUUAUCAAAACUUCAACUUGAUUCAAUUGAAGAAAGAAUUUGUAAUUUAUUUAUUGUAACAAUAAUUCAUUCAAGAUCAUCAUACAAUGCAAUUGCAAAUGCAGUUAUUGCUUAUGAAGAAGUUGCUAGAUUUUCUGGUUUAACACUCAAAGAAAUUUAUAUGAGAUAUAAAAAAAAUAAAAUACAAUUAAUGAUGAGAUUAGCUGCUAAAAAUUAUCUUGAAGUUGGACAUCUUUUGGAUACUUCACUGACAAAAUGUUUAAAGUGUAUUGGAUUUACUGGUGGCUUACAAGAAUUUCUUGAAAAAGAUGGAGAUUUAGCAUUGAGUUUUCUUGUUUCAUUGUAUCAUAUUGUUGAAGAAAUAGAACCAAUAUUUUCUGAAAUAAUAUAUCGUUUGAGUACAGAUAGUUCAGAAAUAUUUAAAAAACAUUUUAAACAUAUUUGUGUACAUGUGUUUUUAAAUGAAUCACCAGAAGAUGGUAUAAUGUGUCUUAAAAAAGUUUCAAAAAUAGCAAAAACUUCAUUAAGAGACUUAAUGACCCUAUCACAUAUUGGUAUAUUUCGUGAUUUACUUAUUUAUUUUCAUGAUCAUGAAGAAACUGUAUUAACAUGUUUAGAGCUAAUAUCAGAAUUUGAUCAAGAAGUUAAAGGUAAAAAAAGUUUUGCUACAAAAGAUGACAUUGCAAAAUAUUUAAAUUCACAAUUACACGGUGUAUUUGUACGUUUUGAUGCAAAUUUAGUACCAUUGGCUGAUCAAUCAACUCAAAAAGCAGCACUUUUAUCACUUGGUAGUCUUAUGAAUUAUAUGGGACCAAAAUAUUUAAGUCCAUUACGUUUUAAAAUUUUAACAACAUUAAGAACAUCACUUAGUUUAACAAGACCUGGUUUAAAAAAAAUAUGUUGUUAUGCAUGGGAAUGUUUUGUUAAAAAUAUACCAAUUGAUGAACUUGGACCACUUUUACCAACAAUUGUUGUAUCAAUGAUACCAUUACUUGAAUCAUGUCGUAAUGAAGUUAUGAAAAUACUUGAAUUUAUAUUUAUUGUUAAUAAAAAAAAUUUAGAACAAUAUAUAUCAGAAGUAUUUUUUAUAAAAGAUCUUAAUGUUGAUCAAAUAAUUAUAGAUAAUGUUAUGUCAGAAAUUGAAAAAUCAACACCAACUGAAUUUAAUGAAAAACUUGAUAAAUGGUUAGUACGAAUAAAACAUGAAACUUAUGAAGUACGUUAUAAAGCACUUUGUCAUUUAGUUAUAUUUUUAAAAGAACAUAGAAAUGAAUUGAAUAUUAUGAUAUUAAAAGAAACAAAUAUACAUCCAUAUGUUGGUGAAUUAUUAGAUGAGUUAUUAAUUGGUUGUUGUGAUAAAGAAGAAAAAAUUCGUAUGAUAUCUGGUGAAUGUCUUGGUGAAUUAGGUGCAAUUGAACCAAGUUUACGUGGAAGAAGAAUAACAACAAGAAAUGAUAUAUUAUUUAUAAAUUCAAUGAUAAAUAAUAUAAAUUUUGUUAUUGAAUUAAUAAAUUCACUUGUUAAAGCAAUACAAGUUGAAAAAAAUGCAAGUAAUGUAUCAAGUUUUGCAUUGGCAAUACAAGAAAUAUUAAAAUUUUAUCAAAUUAAUUUAACUGAUGAUGAUGAAAUUUGGAAAUCUUUAACACCAAAAUGUCAACAAAUAAUAAAACCAUUUAAAGAAUCAAGAUAUACAAUUACUGCAAAAAUUUGUAAUAAAACUGGAACAGUAAUUUAUGGAUCAGAGAGUGGUUCAACAUUUGAAGAUUGGUCAUUUAAUUGGGCAUGUUCAAUGAUGAAUACAAUAGAAGAUGUAAAAAUUUCAAAUUUAUUAAAUACAUUUCGUCCAGCAUUAAAACGUGAUUCAAAAACAACAAUAUUUUUAAUACCAUAUAUAUUUACAUAUAUUGUUGAAAAUGGUAAUGACAAAGAUCGUUUAACAUUACAAAAUGAAAUAUUUUCAAUAAUUAAAGUAACUGAUAAAAAAAUGGAUAAAGAAUUAUUAUCAUGGAAACCAUUGAGAGAAUUUGGUGAAGCACAUACGACAAAUAGAAUAUCUGAUGAAGCAAGACGUGUACGUUGUUCACAAGUUGUAUUUAGUAUAUUUGAUUAUAUUGAAAGAUGGCUUGAUGAAUCACAUAAUAAUAGAAUGAAUAAUAAAAAUUAUAAUAAAAUAAAAAAUUUUUUAAAUAAAUUUGAUUAUUAUAUAUUAGCAGUUGCUUGUUAUAAACUAUGUGAUUAUCAUCGUUCAUUAAUGUAUCUAGAAAGACAUAUGACAUCAAAUAAUAAAAAUUUAACUGAUCAAAAUGAAAUGACUUUACUUGCAAAUAUUUAUACACAACUUGAAGAACCUGAUGGUGUAUCUGGUAUAUUAUCAACACAAAAUAAAUUACCAAGUCUUCAACAACGUGUUAUUGCACAUGAAUUAAAUGGUCAAAUUCAAGAUGCUGCUAUUUGUUAUGAACGUCUUGCACAAAAAUCACUUGAACCAAAAUACGUUCAGGGUCUUAUUAAUUGUUAUUUAAGUCUUGAUCAACCAUUUACAGCAAUGAAAAUAACACGUGGUAUUCUUAAUCAAUUACCAGAAUAUGAGCCAUUAAUUGAGAGUCAUGAAACAUUUUGGCAUUUGGCUGAUUUUCAACAACUUGAUGAAACACAUGAGACAAAUGUUUUAAAAAAUUUGAUAUUAGAAAAUUUAAAAAAUAAAAUAAAACCAGAUCUUUAUGAUAUUAAAAAAAAAUUAAUUUCACAAGUUGGAAAUGCAUCACAUGAGGGUGUUUAUCAACAAAAUUAUUCUGGUAUUAUGAAACUUCAUGUAUUAAAUGAAUUUGAAAAAGCAACAGCUUUAAUGAUAAAUAAUAUCAAUAAUUUACCACAAAUUUUUAAAGAAUGGGAAGAACGUGAUCAAUUAAUAAGAACAUCAAAAAAUGUUGAAUUUGUAUUGUCAAUGCGUCGUGCAACAUUGGGUUUUGCUGUUAAAUUAGCAACAUUAGAUGAACAAAAAAUUUUAUUAAAUAAAGAAAUUGGUAAAAUAUGGUUAAAAAGUGCUAAAAUUGCACGUAAAUCUGGUUUAUAUCAACAAGCAUAUAUGUAUAUUUUAUCAGCAAGUGAUUAUUGUGAAAUACAAGAACUUUCAAUUGAACAAGCACAACUUUAUUGGGAAAAAGGUUGUCAAGAUGAAGCAUUUACAACAUUGAAACAUUUUUUUUCAAUAACAACAAAUUUAGAAAAAUACAAUAAUUCACAAUCACAAAAAACACCAACAAAAGAAACUAAAAAUUAUGCUAAAGCAAAAUUAUUAUUUGCAAAAUAUAAUGAUGAAACAUUAAAUGUUGAUCCAGAUAAAAAUAUAAAUUAUUAUAAAAAUGCAGCAUCUGUUAUUGAUGAUUGGGAAAAAAGUCGUUUAAUGUAUGCACAGUAUAUUGAAUCAUAUUUUGAUAGAAUGUCAGAAGAAGAAAAAAUUGAUGGUAAAAAUGGUUUACGCUAUCUUCUUCGUGCAUUUUCAAAUUAUGGAAAAUCAUUAUCAAUUGGAUGUAAAUAUGUUCAUCAAUCAAUGCCAAAAAUGUUAUCAAUAUGGAUGGAUUUUGCUCAAAAAGUACAAUCAUUAAAACAAUUAAGUGAUAAACAAAAUUAUAUUCUCACAGAAAUGGCAAAAUAUAUUGAUUUGUAUCGUCAGAUGGUACCAAAAUAUGUAUGGUUAACAGCACUUAGUCAACUUGUAUCACGUAUUUGUCAUCCAUCAAAAAUUGUUAGUCGUAAAAUAAAAGAUAUAUUAAUUGAUCUUAUUGAUGAAUAUCCUCAUUAUUCAAUUUGGAUGAUGAUUGAAAUAUUUAAUUCAUCAAUACAAGCUAAAAUUAAAGCUGGUAUUGAAAUAUCAUCAAGUUCACAAUUUAAAAAAAGAAAAAAUAAAACAGAAAUUGAAAAUUUAAUUAAUAGUUUUAAACUUUUAGCAAAAUGUUUAGUUGAUUUAUCAUAUCAUGAAGUUCGUAAAGAUCUAACAGUUGUUAAUAUUAAAGAUAUAAAUAAUAAUAAUUUACAGCGUUUAUUUGAAAGAAAAAAUUUUGGUCCAAUUAUGAUGCCAACAAGUAAAUUUUUUCAAGUAUUAUUACCAACUAAAAAAGAAAAUCGAAAUAAUCAUGUACCAUUUGAACAUGGAAUGGUUUCAAUUGUUGGUGUUAAACCAGAAGUAACAGUAUUAUCAUCACUUGUUAGACCAAAACGUAUAACAUUUAUUGGAUCUGAUGGAAAAAAUUAUAGAUUUAUGGUUAAACCAAAAGAUGAUUUACGUCGUGAUUUACGUCUUAUGGAAUUUAAUACAAUUGUAAAUACUUAUCUACAAAAAAAUCCAGAAUCAAGACAACGAAGACUUUACAUUAUAACAUACAGUGUUGUACCACUUAGUGAAAAAUGUGGUAUUAUAGAAUGGCUAUCAAAUCUUUCUGGUUUAAGACCAACAAUUAUGAAUUUAUACAAAGCCAAUUCACUUGGUGCUUCUCCAAAUGAUUUACGUACACAUCCAAAUAAAUUUGCACCAUUAGAAGCCAGAAGAAAGGCAUUUGUUAAUGUUUUAUUACCAAAACAUCCACCAAUAUUGAGUCAAUUUUUUAGAAAAAAUUUUGCAGAUCCAUAUAGUUGGUAUGAAGCUAGAGCAGCAUAUAUAAGAACAAGUGCUGUUAUGUCAAUGGUUGGAUAUAUUGUUGGUCUUGGUGAUCGUCAUGGUGAAAAUUUAAAUAUCAAUAUUGUUAAUGGUGAUUGUGUACAUGUAGAUUUUAAUUGUUUAUUUAAUCAUGGAGAAAAAUUUGAAGAACCAGAACGUGUACCAUUUCGUUUGACUCAAAAUAUGGUUGAAGCAAUGGGCCCAUUAGGGUAUGAAGGACCAUUUAGAAAAUCUUGUGAAACAACUCUUCGAGUAUUGAGACAAGAAGCCAGUACACUUAUUAGUAUUUUAACACCUUUUGUUUACACCGAAAAUCGUAAUGAUGCUCUUAAAUCUGUGAAGAAUAUUGAAGAAAGAUUAAAAGGCGUUGUUAAACCAUCUGGAACAAAAUCAGAAAUUGUCGUUAAUCUUAGUGUUGAGGGUCAAACAAAUCAUCUCAUACUUGAUGCCGUAAAUAUUGAUAAUCUCUGCCAGAUGUUUAUUGGCUGGGGUGCAUACCUUUGAUUUAAUUUAUCAUUUUAUAUUAAUUGAAGUAGAAUUUAUUAAUCAUAAUUAUUAAUAAGUUUAUUGAGUUUUUCUUAAUAAUGUAAAAUAACUGA